This is a messenger RNA of Drosophila hydei, 1275 nucleotides long. It is a transcript of the gene slmo, whose product is annotated as protein slowmo. Gene Ontology annotation, molecular function: phosphatidic acid transfer activity. Bases 14 to 673 code for a protein of 219 amino acids. The transcript has a single exon. Gene Ontology annotation, biological process: phospholipid transport. The record is from RefSeq and is a predicted model, not a curated record. Gene Ontology annotation, cellular component: mitochondrial intermembrane space. Lineage: Eukaryota; Metazoa; Arthropoda; Insecta; Diptera; Drosophilidae.
CGACGCUUGCAUAAUGAAAAUCUGGACGUCCGAACAUGUCUUCAACCAUCCAUGGGAGACGGUCACACAGGCCGCCUGGCGCAAAUAUCCAAAUCCAAUGACACCAUCGAUAAUUGGUACCGAUGUCGUCGAACGUAGAGUGGUAAAUGGAGUUCUACACACACAUCGUCUCGUUCAGUCAAAAUGGUAUUUCCCGAAGUGGACGCACGCGCUGAUUGGCACGGCGAAGACUUGCUUCGCCAGCGAACGUUCCACAGUGGAUCCGCAGCGCAAACAGAUGGUCUUAAAGACAAAUAACUUAACAUUUUGCCGCAAUAUUAGCGUUGACGAGGUUCUCUACUAUGAGCCACAUCCGGGCGAUUCAACCAAAACCCUGCUUAAGCAGGAGGCAACAGUAACUGUCUAUGGAGUGCCUCUCUCACACUAUAUGGAAGAUUUGCUAGCUAAUACAAUAAGCUCAAAUGCAGGCAAGGGCCGUCAGGGCCUUGAAUGGGUCAUUGGCCUGAUCAAUACGGAGGUGAAAAGCAUUGCUGAUUCGGCUGCACGGGGCACAGAUGAAUUGAUACACAGUACGCGACGUUCCAUUGACGAAGUCACAGAGAGUGCGCGAAAGAGUAUGGAUGAGAUUGGUGCACAGGCAGCCAAAGCGGCGAAAGCGAUGCACAUAACAUAAAUGUUAUUGAUAUCGAGCAUAGAUAACUAUUUAUCUAUCGUGCACCAUAUUUGUAAGUGGGUGCCGUUAUUUUCGACGUAGUGAAUAGGAAAUUAACGUUGUAGGCGCAUCGUCGGGUACGCUGCUUUGUCGUAGUACAACAAAAAUAAACAAACAACCAUAAAAUAAUCGAACGAACAUUAAAACACAUAAAACAAAAUAUUAAUUCAAUUCAACAUAAUCUUCUCUUUGCAAAAUAGCAAACGAAAUAUUUGAUUCGUCUGCUUUGAUAUAUUUUUUAAAUUCAAAUUUAAAAAAAAAGAAAAACUACAAAAAAAAAAAAAGAAACCUUUUCCAUAUGAUUGCUGAAAGUUGCUGUGAUUGGUAGAUACGAGGGUCAGAUAGUUAACGUAACCCACACAAUAACCUCCCUACCAAUAUCAACAGAUGAAGCGACAUCAACAACAGAGAGAGCAGCAAAGUAGCAAAAGUUAUUUAUUCAUAAAUAAAAACCAAAAUAUAGUUUGUAAUAAAUGCAACAAAUUAAAAAAAGCCUGAAAAAAAAAUAAUAAAAAGCGAGCACGAAUAAUAAUUCAAGAAACGCUCUAAGAAAACUAUUCAAA